CAGAGAGAAAGAAAGAAAGUAAAGAGCAUGAGCAGUUGCACGAGAACCAAGCUCUCGAGUCCCCAAGUGCUAAAACAACAUAACCCAACCCUGUUGCUAGUUCGCUCGUACAGCACUCCCUAGCUACUCAAAAAAAUGUCCAAGUAAAUAUCUUGUCCUGAUUUCUCACCCAUCUCUUAAGUUCUGGAUUGCUGAGAGAGCCAUGAGAAAUUUCAAUCUCUUUCUCAUUUUCAUAGCAUUUGUUGGUUAUACAGUCCAAUUUGAAGCGCAUGCCGCUCCUGCGGGGCCAUUGAUCAAACACUUGUCAUCUAUACUCAAAUGGACCAGGUCAUCCUCCAAAACACCCCAAUCAGAUGGGAAUGUUCUUCAGUUUGAGAAUGGGUACUUAGUUGAGACUGUUGUGGAAGGAAGUGAGAUUGGAGUGGUUCCUUACAGAAUCCGCAUCUCUGAGGAUGGCGAACUCUUUGCCGUCGAUGAAGUUAAUAGCAAAGUUGUUAGGAUUACUCCUCCAUUGUCUCAAUAUAGUAGGGGAAGAUUGGUUGCUGGGUCUUUUCAAGGUUACACAGGGCAUGUGGACGGAAAACCUAGUGAUGCUCGUUUUAAUCACCCCAAAGGCAUAACCAUGGAUGAUAAAGGCAAUGUGUAUGUUGCCGACACCUUAAACCUUGCCAUCAGGAAGAUCGGUGAUGCUGGUGUGACAACCAUUGCUGGGGGGAAAUCAAAUGUGGCAGGGUACAGGGAUGGCCCAAGCGAGGAUGCAAAGUUCUCUAAUGAUUUUGAUGUGGUAUAUAUUAGGCCUACCUGUUCCUUGUUAGUUAUUGAUAGAGGAAAUGCUGCUCUUCGGCAAAUCUCUCUCAACCAGGAGGAUUGUGAUUAUGAGGACAGUUCAAUUUCUGCCACAGAUGUGCUUAUGGUUGUUGGUGCUGUCUUGGUGGGAUAUGCUACAUGUAUGCUUCAGCAGGGACUUGGACCUACUUUUUCCUCGAGGACGCAGCAACUUGCAGACAGUGAAUUUAAGGAUCAUUCAGGCAAGGAAAAACCCACUCCCAUCGUGGAUAGUGUAAAAGAGGAACCAGGAUGGCCUUCUUUUGGACAACUCAUCAUCGAUCUGUCCAAGCUUGCACUUGAAGCAUUGGCUGGCAUGCUCCUUUAUUUUGUACCCUCUCGAUUCAGAACCGGUCGCCACAGGAAUGGCCUCACUCCAUUAAAAGAUUCCCUGCGGAUGCCCGAAGAUGAAGCUGAGCCUGCAUUUGUUCAGAGACAGACAACUACUGCUCCUCUUCCCGAAACUCGACAAGCCCAUGCUCCUAAUAAAAGUGAUAGAUACUCGGAAAUGAAGCCCUCGAAGGUCAAAUCAGCCAGCUUUAAGGACCCCUCGGUGUCAAGCAAGCACCGUUCUUCAAAGCGACCGGAGUAUGGAGACUUCUAUGGAUCGGGUGAGGUUCCUCCUCCUUAUGGCAAGUCUAAGAGCCAGAAAGAAAGAACAAGGCAUCGCCAACGAGAUAAAAAUGAAGCGGCUUUUGAGGCAGUGGGAGCAGAGCCAAAGCCUGUUGAGAUGAAGGCAGGGCAUUAUGAGAUUCCCAAGUUUGAGCAUUAUAAUAAUAUCAGGAGUAAGUAUGGGUCAGAUGAUUCCUUUCGAUUUUGAUCAAACUCCCCCGCCUAUUUUGUUCCCAUAUGCUUGUUUUGAGGUAGUCUGUAAUGGAAUCAAUGCUGUAACCAAGGAUGUGUGUUUUAGAGAUAAAUAGAGAUGCAGG
Messenger RNA from Corylus avellana, 1754 nucleotides. RefSeq names its product NHL domain-containing protein. NCBI's taxonomy places the organism in Eukaryota, Viridiplantae, Streptophyta, Magnoliopsida, Fagales, Betulaceae. Gene Ontology annotation, molecular function: protein binding. The record is from RefSeq and is a predicted model, not a curated record.